GUCGGUCAUCUACCAAGCAGUAUCCUCGUCUCUGGUGUUCGAAUGGGUAAUUCUAUCACAAAAAAUAAUUAUCACAAUAAUCAGAAGUAUACUAGUCAGUAUAGUCUUAGUGAUAUAAUUGGUGGAAGUUGCAUUGGAUCAACGCAAUCUUCGCAGAAAGAAACUAAAUCAUGGUCUCGUGCUUCUUGCAGAAGCUGGAGCGAAGGUACAUUAUUUGAUCCAUUGGGUACUUCGAAAACAUUGUGGCCUGUAUCACGUUGUCAGGCUAUGUUUCUUCCAGAAUUUCAAAUAAGACAAGUAUCUCUGCAAAAUGCUUAUAUAUUUUUAAGCAUAAUAGCCAAAGGAGCUUAUGGAAAAGUAUAUAAAAUUCAGAAACAAGAUACUGGAGAAUUUUUUGCUUUAAAAGUAAUCAGUAAAGCUAAAGUGGUUGCAGAAAAUGGUAUAAUGCAAGCUAAACAGGAAGUAUCAAUACAAAAAUUGGUUGGUCAUCAUCCAUUUAUAUUAGAUUGCUCUCACAGGUGGCAAGGAAGGAAAACAUUGUACAUAUUAACUAACUAUGUUGGUGGAGGAGAGUUAUUUUCAUUAGUCGAGCAAUGUGGUUCUCUGCCUGAAAAUAUAGUUAGAAUAUAUGUAGCAGAAGUUGCUUUAGCUAUUGAUUUUUUGCACAAUGCUGGUGUUGUACAUAGAGAUAUAAAAGCUACAAAUGUUCUAUUGGAUGAGGAAGGACAUGCUAUAAUUAUUGAUUUUGGUCUUGCAAAGUGGUUAAAUCAUACAGAAAGAACACAUACACUUUGUGGAACUCCAGAAUAUAUGGCACCAGAAAUAUUCAGUAGACAGUAUUAUGGACAAGAGGUAGAUUGGUGGUCAUUGGGAGUACUAGCUUGUUUCAUGCUUACAAAUCAGUAUCCAGCCGGUGCAUCCAGUGAGCUUCUGCCAGAGGACAGAGGGACUAGUUAUGCUCCACCUGGAACUUUGCCACCAAAGGCGGAAAAUAUUUCCCCAGCUGCGAAGGAUUUGUUAAAACGAAUGCUCCAACCGGACCCCUGCUUGAGGUUGAGGUCUCUGUUAAGUCUGCAGAGGAUCGCUUUCUACAUGGGUUACGAUGUGCAGAGUUACAUGCAGAAGAAGGAAUCUCCGUUUCGUCUGCUAGGACGAAAAGUCGAAACCGAGCAGGAGGGAAGGAUCAAUGAGUUCUCCUGUUUCGACUCCUCUUUGGGAGAUAGCAUUUCUCACGCCGAGGAUCGAUGAUCUCAUCACUGUGAUCGUUAAAUAGUAUUGUUGUCCUUAGUCAUUCCAGCCUAAAGCCAGAUCGAUUUUGGCCGAAAGAUGUUGUACAAUUAUUUUUCUAACAUUUUUAUUAACGUUAGCUUGUUGCUCGUUGCUAGUUUUAUAUCGAGCAACGUCGUCGAUGCCAUCCAUUACUUUUAAGCGAAUGAAUAACCGUGGAUUUUAAACUAUUUAGAUUAUUUUCUAGCUCGAAGAGUGAUAUUUUUUUAACUCUGACCUAAGACGCGGAAUCUCCUAUCCUCUGGUGCUAUUUUUCAAGAAAAUUGUUGCAACGUUCAGAGGCUUUUUUUUAUGAAUUAAGAAUAAAUUGCGCAGCUUUUGUAACACGAAAAAUCAAAAAUGUUGAUGUGUCAAUGUGCGAUUGUAGCUUCUGUGUGCAGUGUACGUACUCGAUACUUGAGUUCUGUUUUCUAACCCCGUUGCAUCGGCAAUGGGGCGCGAAAGCAAAGAAACAUAUGAAAGUGAAAUGUAUCCUAUUAGAGAAUAAAAAUAAAUUGUCGUUGUGAUGAUGGUCUGUGCAA
Molecule: messenger RNA, 1808 nt
Organism: Bombus pyrosoma
Lineage: Eukaryota; Metazoa; Arthropoda; Insecta; Hymenoptera; Apidae
Gene: S6KL
Product: serine/threonine-protein kinase S6KL
Exons: 10
Coding region: 43-1248 (401 amino acids)
Biological process (GO): protein phosphorylation
Molecular function (GO): ATP binding; protein serine/threonine kinase activity
Source: RefSeq, a predicted model, not a curated record